Molecule: messenger RNA, 363 nt
Organism: Sphenostylis stenocarpa
Lineage: Eukaryota; Viridiplantae; Streptophyta; Magnoliopsida; Fabales; Fabaceae
Source: the annotation of a GenBank genome assembly
AUGGCUAAAUUCUUCAAUAAGAGAUUAGCAGCUAACGACACUAUACAUGAUGAUAUGCUUAUGGCUAGUGAAAAGAGUCUUGAGUGUAAUUCUGGAACUACUCGAAAAUGUCAUAAUGAAGCUGAGGAAGAUGACAUUGAAGGUAAUUCUGAUGUACAUGGAAAAUAUUGCAUGCCAAAUUGCAUUGCAGUCCUGAAAAGUCUAAAGGAGGAGGAUUUUUUGAGUCGUCAACAAUUUAGUUUUGCUUUAGAAUUGAUUAAAGAUCCUCAAAAUAGAAUCAUAGUUAUGUGCUUGCAAGAUUCAAUGUAUGAUUUAGCAUAUUGGAUUUUUUACAAAUAUGAGUUAAAUGAAAAACUGUCAUGA